AUGAUGUCGCUGCAUCCAGCGCAUCUGGCCAUCGCCACGGUCGUUCUGUACUUCCUCUACGGCCAUCUCCGCCUCUCGCUCGCGCGCGCCCGCGUCAAGAAAGCCCACGGCUGCCAGCCCGUGCCGCAGUACAAGCAGUGGGAGAACAUCCUCGGGCUGCAGUACUUCCUCGAGCGCAUCAAGGUCGCCAAGGAGAACCGCAUCCUCGAGGAGGGCCUCAAGCGCUACGAGCAGUAUGGCAAUACUUACGCGGUCAAUGUCAUGGGGUCGACGACCUACCUGACCAUCGAGCCUGAGAAUGUCAAGGCGGUGCUCUCGACAAACUUCCAGGACUAUGGCCUCGGGUCCCGGCUGAAGAUACUGGGUCCGCUGCUGGGGAGAGGGAUUUUCACCACUGACGGGGCACAGUGGGAGCACUCCCGCCAACUGGUCCGGCCGACAUUCAAGAAGACGCAGCUGGCCGACCUCGACGUGUUCGAGACGCACGUCCAGCAUCUAAUCGAAGCCAUCCCGCGCAACGAGACGGUGGACCUGCAGCCGCUCUUCUUCCGGCUGACAGUCGACUCGGUGACCGAGUUCCUGCUGGGCGAGUCGGUGCGCAGCCUGGGCCGGCGCGACGUGCCCGAGUCGGAGGACUUUGGCUUCCAGUUCGACCGCGCGCAGGACGGGCUGAUUACGCGCUUCCGGCUGGGCCCGCUGCUCUGGCUGUAUCGCGACCCCAAGUUCUUCGAGGCCUGUCGCUUCUGCCGCGAGUAUGUCGAGCGGUUCGUCGCCCGCGCCAUCCAGCGCCAUCGCGCCGGCGCCCCCAAGGAGAGCAAGGUCGCCUACGUCUUCCUCGACGAGCUGGUCCACGAGACUGAGGACCCGGUCGCCCUGCGCGACGAGCUCAUGAACGUCCUGCUCGCCGGCCGCGACACCACUGCCAGUCUGCUGAGCAACCUCUUCGUCAUGCUAGCCAAGCACCCGCACGUCUGGCGCCGUCUGCGCGAGGAGGUGCAGACGCUGGGAGGCCAGCGGCCCAACUACGAGACGCUGCGCGGGCUGACGUAUCUGCGCUAUGUGGUGAACGAGUCCCUACGACUGCACCCCGUCGUCCCCGGCAACGGCCGCGAAGCGCUGCGCGACACAGUGCUGCCAGUGGGCGGCGGCCCAGACGGCAAAUCGCCCGUAUUCGUAGCCAAGGGGUCGAGGGUGGCCUACACGGUGUACGCGAUGCACCGGCGCAAGGACAUCUUCGGCGAAGACGCGGACGAGUUCAAUCCGGACCGGUGGGAGACGAUCCGUCCAGGAUGGGCGUAUCUGCCGUUCAAUGGCGGGCCGCGCGUGUGUCCCGGGCAGCAGUAUGCGCUGACUGUCGUCAGCUACACGGUUGUCCGGCUGCUGCAGACGUUUGAGGAGAUUGAGGAUCGGGAGCCGCGGCCGUGGAAUGGUAAGCCGCAUCUGACUAUGUGUAGUCUGCAUGGGACGAAGGUGUGCUUGCGGUGA
This is a messenger RNA of Rasamsonia emersonii CBS 393.64, 1485 nucleotides long. Its product is annotated as Cytochrome P450 alkane hydroxylase. Gene Ontology annotation, molecular function: heme binding; iron ion binding; oxidoreductase activity, acting on paired donors, with incorporation or reduction of molecular oxygen, reduced flavin or flavoprotein as one donor, and incorporation of one atom of oxygen. The coding region runs from base 1 to 1485 and encodes 494 amino acids. Lineage: Eukaryota; Fungi; Ascomycota; Eurotiomycetes; Eurotiales; Trichocomaceae. The record is from RefSeq and is a predicted model, not a curated record. The transcript is spliced from 3 exons.